Synchiropus splendidus (mandarinfish) is the source of this 3121-nucleotide messenger RNA. It is a transcript of the gene gpatch1, whose product is annotated as G patch domain containing 1. Gene Ontology annotation, molecular function: RNA binding. Bases 170 to 3004 code for a protein of 944 amino acids. Gene Ontology annotation, cellular component: nucleus. Lineage: Eukaryota; Metazoa; Chordata; Actinopteri; Syngnathiformes; Callionymidae. Gene Ontology annotation, biological process: mRNA processing. The transcript is spliced from 20 exons. The record is from RefSeq and is a predicted model, not a curated record.
GCAUGGACUUAUGACGCUGUAUGGGAAAUCAGUCGUCGAUGAUGAAAGUCUGGAUCAAAGCGAUGAACAUGUUACAGUUUUUGAACACGUUUCGUCCGAACCGCCGCGCCAGCAGGGGGAAGCACUGUUUUAUUCUGACCGGAAAAACGGUCUGUGAUGGACUUCCAAUAUGGCGGCAGACCAAAAAGCUGCGCCGAACUUCGUGGGUUACGGGACCCCGCUGGAGCCCCUGGAAGAAGAUGAGCCGCUGAAGAAGCCCAUCCCCCUCCACGAGCAGACUGUAAGAGAUGAGAAGGGUCGGUACCAGCGGUUCCAUGGUGCCUUCACUGGCGGCUUCUCUGCUGGAUAUUUCAACACCGUCGGCUCCAAAGAAGGAUGGAGCCCUGCAACGUUCAAGUCAUCGCGGCAGCAGAAAGCAGAGAAGCAGCAGGCCCGGCCCGAAGACUUCAUGGACGAGGAGGACUUCGGGGAACACGGCAUUGCUCCACGAGAAAUUACAACCCAGGAGGAGUUCUGGUCCCGGCGGGCAGACCCGGUCCAGGAGCGUGCCAAGGCCAUCAACGCUCAAGCCGGACUCAUCCCGGGAGACACCCUGCUGGGGGAUCUGAUCGCGCCCGCCAGGUCGUCUGUGGGGGUGGAGCUGCUGCGGCGGAUGGGCUGGAGGGAAGGGCAAGGAGUCGGGCCUCGUGUCAAGAAGAGACCUCGCCGGCGGCAGACUGAUGGAGCCAGAGUCUACGGGUGUGCGCUGCCCCCUGCUGGAUCUGAGGAAUCAGAGGAGGACGACGACGACUUUGCUCCAGAGAAUGUGACCUUUGCACCCAAAGAUGUGACCCCCGUGGACUUCACUCCGCGAGUCGGGGUGCAGGGCUUGGGCUACUGCGGAUUGGAUCCGGGACAGGCUCUUCGGAACAGUGGCCCGAUGGAACACAUCAACCUGUUCAGCCCUCAGACAGAGUCCAGAGGUCACCUGUUCGGAGAGGCUGGCAGGGGGCAGCCGCAGCGGCGGAGGGGCGUGGUCGGACAGGCGUUCGGGGUGGGAGCGCUGGAGGACGAGGACGAAGACGUUUACGCCCGGGACUGCAUAUCCAGGUACGACACGGUGCUGAAGGACGAGGAGCCAGGGGACGGUCUGUACGGCUGGACGGCCCCGGAAGAGUACACCAGGAAGACCGCGGCCAUCAGGAGCCGGGACGCGGCGUAUCUGGGUCGGAUCCUGGAAGGCUUCACUUUGGCUCAGACCCCACUGGAGAAGAAGCAGAUCUUUGCUCCGCCCACGCUGCCGAAGGACUAUCGUCCCCUCCACCGCCGCCCCGCCGUCCACGUGUCCCGCCUGUAUGGCGUCAGCCCAGCUUUGGCGGAGGCCAUGGCGGCGUCCAAGGGCCACAUGGUCCCUGAACAGCCCCAGCAAGUGGGGCGGCACCAGCUGGACUCAAGCCAGCGGAGGGGGCUGCUGGGGGAGGACGGCCUGAAAGGUCCCACGUCUGUUAUGGACCUGCUGAGACCUGAAGACAGAGAGAGGCUUCUCCGUGUGCGCGCAGCCACCGGCCAAGGUCCAGCACCGCCCCCUGAGCCCCCGGCGGUCCCUCAGCCCCCCGUGGUCCCAGAGCCCCCGGUGGUCCGCCAGCCUCGGAUUCUCCCCCAGCCCGGCGGGUUCCCUCAGUUCGGCACCUCAGCUCAGGAGGCGGAGGCUCUCUCCGCGUGGAAGGGCCGCUCCACAUCACACGCCUUCAAACCUUUUGAGAAGAACCCGAGCAAGCAGGCCCGCUACGAGCAGUACCUGGAGCGCCUGCGCCAAGGGGAGCGAGACGCCCUGGACCAGAGUCUGGACGAGGGGAUGACGGAGUGGGAGCGCAGCAGGGAGAAGGAGGAGUUUGUCAGGGCCUCCAUCCUGUAUCGGCCCUCGUCCUCCUCCAUGCUGUCCUCCCGCUUCACCAGAGGAGCGCAGGCGGACGAUGACGACACUGUGGAGGUGCACCCCGAAACACAGGACCUGGAUGAUAAAAAAGCCGCCGUCAGGAUGAAGAUGUUUGGGCAGCUGACCAGAGAAACGCUGGAGUUCCAUCCUGAUAAAGUCUUGUGCAAGAGGUUUAACGUCCCUCAUCCGUAUCCUGGGUCCAGUCUGGUGGGCGUGCCCAAGGUCAGGAGGGACAAGUUCUCUGUCUUCAACUUCCUGACCGUGACUGACCCCAGCACCCCCUCAGGGCCAGUGAAACCCACUCCAGCCCCGGUCAAGAAGUCCAGGUGGGACAUGUCAGACCAGGACAAGAAGGACAGCUUGGUUGAGAAGCCAGACUCCCCCGAGGUGAAGGAGGAGCCCCCCACCUCGCCCGCCGCCGCCAACACGGCUGCAGACAGGAAAGUGGAGAAGGAAUCGGAGUCUGAGGAGGAUGAGGACGACGACGAGGAAGAGGAGGAGGAGGAGGAGGUGGAAGAGGAGAUCCGGCCGCCCAUGGACCUAUUCAAAGCCAUCUUUUCUGGCUCCUCCUCUUCCUCUGAGGACAGUGAGGAGGAGGACCCGAGUCAGGAAGAGGUCCAGGACCAGAAGGAGGCUGACCCACAACCGUUCAACCUCUUCAGCAUUUCCUCCUCCUCAUCAGCUCCUCCUUCAUCACUUGCCACCUCAGCCCCGCCUCCAGCUGUGAUCCCGCCCACGGCAACGCAGCCUUCUUCACAGAACCCCAUCAACCAGCACACGGAAGCAGCUGCUUCCUGUCGCAGCUCCACACUGGACGAGGAGGAGUUUGGUCCCAAGCUCCCGCCGUCAUUCCAUGAAUCCAGAGGAGGCGCCAGCGAGGUAACCCAGGACCGAGGGAAGAAGAACAAGAAACACAAACACAAGAAAGACAAGAAGAAAAAGAAGCACAAGAGCAAACAUAAGAAGAAGCAGAAGAAGAAGAGCAAGGAGGCGGAGUCUGAGAGCAGCGAGGAGUCGAGCCAGGACGAGGACUCAGCAGAUGCCCUGCUGAAGAGGCUGAAGAGCAUCAGAGAAGCUAACAGGAAGUGACCUCAGAGACUCAUCUAUUUUCUGAACACAGCAUUUUAACCAUCUGAUUUUCAAAAUAAAAAAACACUGAGACUUGAAUUCAAACCUGACUUUCUGACGUGAGUUUUGACUGGCAGG